AUUUCUCGUCCAUAAACGUUUUUGGUAAGCCAGUAACUGAGUAUCCUCCUCACAACAAAAGACAACCCUGUCAACGUUUUUGGUGAGUCUUUCUGAGAGUCUUUCUCAUUCCUUAAUAUCUGCUGAAUCACUGCCAUCUGGGUCUGUAAGAUCUGCCAGUUUCACAUAAAGCUUUUGGGUCAUUUUGGGAGUCAAUCAUAGUUGGAGGUACAGAGAAAAGCAAACGAAAACAAAAACAUGGACGCUAUUGCUCAGUGGAGGAAACAGUGGUUUGAUUACACUCAAUAUCUGCGUCAAGAGGGGUUCUUGGACGAUCAGUUUGCUCAGCUAAAGAAACUGCAGGAUGAGAAUAGCCCUGAUUUUGUGGUUGAGGUUGUUUCCCUUUUCUUUGAAGAUUCUGAGAAGCUUCUCAACAAUAUGGCUAGUGCUCUUGACCAGAAGGUAGUGGAUUUCAAACAGGUAGAUGCCUAUGUCCAUCAGUUCAAAGGUAGUAGUGCCAGCAUAGGUGCCUUGAGAGUUAAAAAUGUAUGCAUCAACUUCAGAAAUUUUUGUGAGGCCCAGAACCUUGAAGGGUGUUUGAGAUGUUUGCAACUAGUGCAACAAGAAUGCUGUGCGUUGAAGAACAAGCUUGAAAAGCUAUUUAUGCUGGAGCAGCAGAUCCUGGCAGCUGGUGGGUCAGUUCCUGUAAUGGAAUGAAUACUUCUGGUGCAAAUUUCCUGCUAGAUUAAAAGAAAAGAACAUAUAAAUAUAUAUAUAUAUAUAUAUAUCAAGAAAGGGUUUUCAUCAGUUUUGUAGUUUUGACAUGUAUCCGCAAAUCCAAAAUUAGACUAAACCUUGUUUAAGAGAAAUAGCUAGUAGUGCUACUGUGAAUAAUCCAUCCUGCCUGUCUGCUAAGAGCAUGCAGAAUUGUCACACAAAUUUCUAGUCUAGAUUUCAAGUUUAUUUCACAGAUAUGGCUUAGUUGGAUCAGGUGGACGGUGCACCCAUGAAAUACAUAUGUCUAAUGUAUGUUGUUCCUUCAUUAGUAAACGUCAGCUUUAGUAUUAUCCUCUCUCCAUCUGACAUUUCAUCUGGUUUUUGUUUUUGUGAUAUACAUGAGUUAUUAUCGAAGACCAGUUUUUCCAUAGAA
This is a messenger RNA of Ziziphus jujuba (common jujube), 1129 nucleotides long. Its product is annotated as histidine-containing phosphotransfer protein 1. The record is from RefSeq and is a predicted model, not a curated record. NCBI's taxonomy places the organism in Eukaryota, Viridiplantae, Streptophyta, Magnoliopsida, Rosales, Rhamnaceae. Gene Ontology annotation, biological process: phosphorylation; cytokinin-activated signaling pathway; phosphorelay signal transduction system. Gene Ontology annotation, molecular function: protein histidine kinase binding; histidine phosphotransfer kinase activity. Bases 238 to 696 code for a protein of 152 amino acids. Gene Ontology annotation, cellular component: cytoplasm; nucleus. The transcript has 6 exons.